CUUUAUGCGAUAGUUAGGCGAUAAUUUUGGGUGGAAACCCUAAACUCUUCUUCUUGAAAGUGGAAAGUGGAACAUUCACUACGAAAACGUAAACAAUGAUGACGGGAAACUUUUGAAAAUGGAAGGCGACAAAGCAAUAGUCAAUAAUACGCGAACUGCCGGUGGCAAACUGAGGUGGACUAAGCAGAUGGAGGUCCUGCUCAUCGACAUUUGGCAGGAGAACAUCGAGGAGUUGCGCGGAGCCAGAAAAAAUGUCCAUAUAUACAUGGAGAUGGCCCAGACGCUAAUGGAAGCUGGGUUUGAUGUGUCCUACAAGGACGUCCGAACGAAAAUAGAGAACCUGACCAAAAAGUACAGGCAGGAAAAAAAUAAAAUGGGGCCAAGCGGUGGCGCUCCUUCCUCGUGGCAGCAUUAUGAGUUGAUCCACUCGUUUUUAGGCGCAUACCGCUUCCACAACAUGGAGCAGAACACCUUGGAGAACGAGAGUACUAGGGAAUACUUUGAUGAGCUCUUGGAUGUCGGCCCAGAUGACAGGGAAGCCUCUACCUGCAGCGGCAGUCAACGCUCAGGCAGCACUGCGCCCCCUGCUAAGCGCGCAGGAGAUAGCUCGAGAAAGACUGGAGGAGCAGAGGGCGCAGACAGAAAUAUUGUCGAGAAUGGCAGACAGCCAGGCAAAAUUCCAAUCUGAUUUGUUGGAGCUGUUAAGAAAAUCAACGAAUUCUUAAUA
Molecule: messenger RNA, 727 nt
Organism: Drosophila suzukii
Lineage: Eukaryota; Metazoa; Arthropoda; Insecta; Diptera; Drosophilidae
Source: RefSeq, a predicted model, not a curated record